UGUGUUUUUCUUCUUUUCCAAUAAUAGUGAACAGCACAUAGACAAAAAUUUGGAAACGAAAAACUUUAAUUUCACUUUCACUAAGCUAAACAACUAUUUCCGUUUUGUCGAAGAACAAAAGCCGCCAAUUUGCAAAGUAUUCAUCUUUUGUUAUAAUCCAAUUAUAAGACGUAGAGGCAUACAGAAGCCAUGUCUAGAAUACGUACUGUUUUGCAAGUGAUUACCAAGGCAGAGGAGUAAUAGAAAUUGUUGAAAAUAUAAAACAGUCAGUAAAUGAUUAAGUACGUAAAUUGAGGUGACCAACGACUGCAGGCGAAGCGCGGGUGAUCAAUUGUACUUAAGUACAACUAGUGCGAUAGAUAGUAAAUUGAGUGUUAGUGAUUUUGUAACGUAAAUAUAUAUUAGCUAUUUAAGAGAAUUUUUAAGAAUCGCAAGUUUCGAAAGUGGCACCGAGUUUUACAAGAAAUUUGGAGCACCACUUACUAGAUGUGUGCGCAAUAUAUGCAAAGCCAAAUCCUGACCAUCAACCUAUAGCUAGCCCUCAGAACAAGCACACAAAUUUAUACCGAAACAGUUCAUGUCAGCAGCAAUGGGCAAUUAUGAUGGUGAGAGUAAAAAAUCAACAGCUUUAGGCAGUUGUAUGGCGGCACUAAAAUGGAUACCAGUCAUAUUCAUCGCGGCUGUUAUCGCAUGGUCCUAUUAUGCGUAUGUGGUGUCGCUUUGCUUACUAUCCAUCGAAAACGUCUUUGAACAAAUUGUUUUUCUGAUAUUUUAUCAUAUAAUAUGUGUAUUGUUUUUCUGGUCCUAUUGGAAUACCAUCUUUACACCAGUCGGUACAGUUCCCCCGAAUUGGCGAAUUCCAGAAGCAGAAAUAGAGCACAUAUUUCAUGCUGACACUCAGGAUCAACAAAAGAGAAUACUAGAAAAUUUUGCCAAGACGCUGCCAGUCACAAAUCGCACACUGAAUGGUUCGGUGCGUUUCUGUGAAAAAUGCAAAAUAAUCAAGCCAGAUCGUGCACAUCACUGUAGUGUCUGUGGUGCUUGUGUACUCAAAAUGGAUCAUCAUUGUCCGUGGGUUAACAAUUGUGUCAACUUCACAAACUACAAAUAUUUUGUACUCUUUUUGGGCUAUGCGUUACUUUAUUGCCUUUAUGUGGCCUUAACAUCGUUGGAGUAUUUCAUACGCUUCUGGCGGUUGGAACUUUCACAACAGGGCGAUUUGAAUAGUGGCAUGGGACGGUUUAACAUAGUGUUCCUGUUCUUUGUAUCGAUAAUGUUUGCAAUAAGCUUGGUGAGCCUAUUCGGUUACCAUGUCUACUUGACGCUUAUGAAUCGUACAACGUUAGAGGCUUUUCGAGCGCCAAUAUUCCGCAUUGGUGGCCCAGACAAGAAUGGCUUCAAUUUGGGUAAAUACGCCAAUUUCCAGGAAGUGUUCGGUGAUAACUGGAAACUGUGGUUUUUGCCAGUCUACACGAGUGUCGGCGAUGGAUUGACGUACACAACUCAAAAGCAGCAUCAGAUGCAGUCAUACGACUCCAUGGGCGAUACCACGCAGCGAACCAGCCAACAUGAGUUGCUGCGCGAAGACGAUACACUGCCACUGAAUAUGACUGGCGCUGCUGUCGGCUCAGUAUCUGCGGCUUCCACUGCAACGGUGAAAUCGGUUGUUGGCGCUGGAGUCAAUGGAAUGGUGGCUGUAAUACCAGUUCAGCCGGCACAACCGGUGGAAGCGACCACACCAACAGCGACCGACAUAGAAGUUUUAGUUGUGCCAACUAUGGACACUGCCAACGGGAAUGUGAUUAUCAAUAUGAGAGACUUGGAAAGCAGUAAUGACGAACAGCAGCAACAACGAAAUAAUCAAAACGUUUAGAAUUAGCUAAAUAUGUGGCUACAUUCAUAUUUUAGUUCGCUGCAGAAUAUCCAACGAUUAGUUAUUUAAAAAAUUAAAAAUUAUAUAAAUACAUAAUUAAAGACCGCGACGACUUCAAUUGCGAUUCGAAAUCAAUAGAAUUAAGCCGUUAGUGAACCCCUAAAUAUUUCAUUUUUUUUUUUUUUUUUUUUUUAAAUUGAAAAAGGCAAUUUAAUUACAAUUACAAUUUAUAUAUAUAGCACUAGCGGUUAAGCCAUCAGCUUAAAUAUAUCAUAGUACUCCUUUAUGUAUGCCAUUGGAAUUGAGAUAAUUAUGAAGGCCAUUGGUGGGCCUUUCAAAUUGUUAUUUAUAAAGCUGAAAAAAUAUAAGGAAAAAAUCGGGUUAAAACGAGACUCUGAAGAUUUUCCAGUACUUUAUAACUGAAUUGUUAAAAACCUACAAUUCUCCUAUUUAGUAGGGAAAAUAUCUUGUUGAUUUUGUUAUUUAGUCUUAUUAUAUUGGAAAUAUUUCCCGAAGUAAUUUUUUUUUAGUUUUGUAUUGAGGACGAAGGCGUUGACGAAUAUCAGAACGCUGGAAAAUUUUACAAUAUAAACUGCAUUUAAAAACUAAACUAAGCUGCAUAUGAUCGCAAAAGAGAAAAGUAGGAAAAAAUAUUCCUUUUGAAUCAACGAUAUCUUCAUAGUACAUACCUAAUAAUGAUUAGAAGGUCAUAUAUGUAUAUAAUAAGUGUGUUUUAAUUUAAUGUUUUAAAAAAGCAUUUAAAAAUUCUUAUGAACAAAUGUCUAUCUGUAUAUAUAUAUACAUACAUAUUUACACUAGAGUAAUGUUAAGUAAGUGCUUGUUAGAAUAAGCCUUUUAUACUUUAAUUCCUUUUGGUAUUUUUAUGUUUUACAUUGUAAAAUAUUUUCAUUUAACUCUCACUUUUACUUUUCAUUGAAGCCUCUUUCAACUUAUUAUGGAAAAAUUGAAAUAGAAAAGGCAUGCAAUGCCAAGUGGCUAAAAGCUCACGCAGCUCAUGACAUUGUAGUGAUCUUCCUCUUUGACCACCAGUGUCUUUAUUGUAUAAAAUAUUAAUUUAUCGAUGUAAUACCCUCAUGAUAAGUGUGUAUAUUUCACUGAAAAAUGUAAUUGGUUUAUCUAUUUAUCUAUCUACUGCAUACAUACAUACAUGCAUACAUAUUGCGUAAUUUUGUAAUACAUUCAAAACUAUAAUAAUAUACUUUUUAAUACCGAAUUUCGUACAAUUAA
Messenger RNA from Bactrocera tryoni, 3121 nucleotides. Its product is annotated as palmitoyltransferase ZDHHC15B. Gene Ontology annotation, biological process: protein targeting to membrane; peptidyl-L-cysteine S-palmitoylation; synaptic vesicle maturation. Gene Ontology annotation, molecular function: protein-cysteine S-palmitoyltransferase activity. Gene Ontology annotation, cellular component: endoplasmic reticulum; Golgi apparatus. The record is from RefSeq and is a predicted model, not a curated record. The transcript has 8 exons. NCBI's taxonomy places the organism in Eukaryota, Metazoa, Arthropoda, Insecta, Diptera, Tephritidae. Bases 578 to 1873 code for a protein of 431 amino acids.